GCCUUCCUGGCCUUCCACUGGACUUUUGGUGAGGUCUUAUGCAAAAUGGUCAACUACGUGCAGUGUCAAAGUAUGGUCUGCUCAGUACUCACACUGACCAGCAUAUCAUUAGAAAGAGUGAUUGCCGUUGCCUUACCUCUGAAAGCCAGGACCAUCUGCACGAUGCGACACGCUAAACUGAUGGUGGUCAUCGUCUGGUGCUUGUCCUUCCUGCUGGCCAUCCCUACAGCAGUCAGCGUGAAACACAUCGAGGUGGGGGAGAGGUUCAAGGCGUUCUGGUGCGUCAAAGAGUUCUCCAGCUUCCAGUUCCAAGCCUUCUACGAGCUGUACAUGCUGGUGCUGCUAUUUGUGGUGCCCAUGUGCGUCAUGAUCGUGACCUACACCAUCAUCGGGGUCAAGGUCUGGAGGUUCACGGACAUGAGGGCGGACAUGAGACAAGGGAGAGUGAUCGCCCCUACAUCGAAAGAACGCAUCCAUCAAAGCAUGAGCAACCCAGAGAGUUGUCUCCUCUCACCACAUUCGAACGGCGAGGGGAGACCAUCUGUGCGCAUUGAAAGGAAGAAAGAUUUACAAGAAGACACUAAGACCACGAAACAGUUGGUGCUGAUGCUCAUUAUCGUGGUUGUCCUCUUCGCCCUGUGCUGGGGUCCUAUCCUGAUCAACAAUGUCCUUGUGGCCUUCAGACACCUGCCUGAGCUGCACUACGGUCACCUUAAACACCUGCGGGCCGCCUUCAACCUGAUGUCUUACUUCAACAGCUGCAUCAACCCCAUCGUCUACGCUUUCAUGUCGAAGAACUUCCGGCAGUCUUUUAAAUUCGCCAUCUGCGCAUGUCUGAAAGGGAAGGCGUUUGUCCGAGCCUACAGGUUCAGUGUGUCCAUCGCUAGCACCAGGACCUCUACGAUAUCUAACGGACACUUACGUCGUGGGAUCUCGGCCCACAGGGACAAGAGCAGCAGUAGCGGAAAUGAGAACACACACACGCACGUGGUCACUGAUGACGACAUCGUGGAAAUGAGGUCAAUGACCCACCCUUUGGUUUAACAACCCCACUGACAC
Molecule: messenger RNA, 1059 nt
Organism: Physella acuta
Lineage: Eukaryota; Metazoa; Mollusca; Gastropoda; Physidae
Product: pyroglutamylated RF-amide peptide receptor
Biological process (GO): G protein-coupled receptor signaling pathway
Cellular component (GO): plasma membrane
Molecular function (GO): neuropeptide Y receptor activity
Source: RefSeq, a predicted model, not a curated record